UGGCGGGAGCUUUGUGUCACUUCCGGCACCCUCAGGGCUGCGCGGCCCGGGUGGGACCCCCGGCACCGGGCAGCGCCCGCGGCCCCGGUCCCGCGGCAUGGCCGUGUUCGACACCCCGCAGGCGGCGUUCGGGGCGCUGCGCCCCGUCUGCGUGCAGCUGACGCGGGCGCAGACGGUGGAGAACGUGGAGCAGCUGCAGGCGCACCUGGCCGGGGUGAGCGGCGCGGCCCUGCAGGAGCUGCAGGAGUACGUGCUGUUCCCGCUGCGCCUCGCCCUGCGGGUGCCGGGGCCCAAGCAGGAGCGGCUGGUGCAGAGCCUGGUGCAGUGCAUCUCCUCCGUGCUUGCGGCGACGUGCGUGAAGAAGCAGGAGCUGCUGCAGGAGCUCUUCUCUGAGCUCUGUACCUGCCUCGCUCCCCCUCCCAGCUCGGGCAAAGCCGCCCCGCUGUCCGAGGAGCUGAAGCUGGCUGUGAUCCAGGCACUCCACACCCUGCUGCAUUCGGCUUAUGGGGAUAUUAUCUUGUCUCUGUACCAACCUUCCACCCUUCCGCUCUUAGGAUUUGCUGUGUCUUUGCUUCUGACUCUCGCAGAGCAAGAAAAAGCAAAGCAAAUCAAGAUCUCUGCUUUGGAGUGCUUGCAGGUCCUGGUUCUGCAGUGUGACUGCCAGGAGCACCGACACCUGGAUGAAGAUGAGGCACAGCAAUGUGGGGAUUUGUUUGCUUCUUUUCUGCCCGGGAUUUCUAUUACACUGUCUCGAGUUAUUGCUGGAGACAUCAAACAAGGUCACAAAACCACCGUUUCUGCCAUCAGACUCUUUUAUCUGAUUGUUGGCUUGGUAAUGGCUGACAAACAGCUAGCCAGAAUCCCAAAGAGUAAGGAAAAGGUGCCAGUGGAACACAGCAGAAUAUCAGAGUUAAUGAUCCACAGAGGACCUGACUGGACUAAAAGUACUGCUGAAAAACUCUCUCUUCUCUUGCAUAAGGUGGUUGAAUCUUCUUCAGUUCACCCCCACUGGAAGGUGAGACUGGAGCUGGUGGAGCUGGUCCACCACUUACUGAGGAACUGCAAUCAGUCACUGGUGGAUUCGUUCAGUCACCUCUUAAAGGCCUUGGUUGGGCUGGUUAAUGAUGAAAACAGCGAAGUCCAGAGCAGGUGUAACGAAGUUCUGCAAGGGAUUGGAGAGCAGGGGCUUGUGGCACAGAACAGGGCUCUUGCUGAUGUCCUCUCUGAGAACCUCCAUUCCCUUGCCACAGCCCUUCCCCGCCUGAUGAACUCUCAGGAUGACAUGGGCAAGGUUUCCACACUGAGCUUAUUGCUUGGCUACCUGAAGCUGCUGGGCCCCAAGGUUAACAUUGUCCUCAACUCCGUGUCCCACCUGCAGCGCCUGUCCAAGGCACUGCUGCAGGUUCUGGAGCUGGACGUGACGGACGUGAAGAUAGUGGAGGCCCGGCGCUCUGGGCCACCGGGCCCCUUGCAGCAGGGUGUGCAGAUGGGCAGGUGCCAGAAGAAAUAUUUCCGCUUCUUCACAGAGGAGAAGGUUUUCCAGCUCCUUCAGCAAGUGUGUCGUGUUCUUGGCUACUACGGGAACCUCUACUUGCUUGUGGAUCACUUCAUGGGGCUGUACAGCGAGUCUGGCCUAUACCGAAAGCAGGCAGCCAUGGUCCUCAACGAGCUGGUCAUGGGAGCUGCCGGAGUGGGAGUGGAUUUCCUGCGGGAAAGGGAAGCUCCACUGAGCGUGGAUGAUCUCAAAGGGUCCAUAACAUCCAUUCUGGAUGAGUACAUGGACCAGGCGAACUGGUAUUUGGUCACUAGCAUUGACACAGAGGAAAGCAGCCCUGAGCAGUCAGUGCAGCACCUGGGACUCCCUGUGCGUGCGGGAGGGACAUCCAGCAGCGUUCUCCAUCUGUCCCCAGAGCCGCCAGUCACAACCCGCACCAUGAACAGCAACAUCUGGCAGAUCUGCAUCCAGCUGGAGGGCGUUGGCUGCUGUGCCGCUGUCCUCGGGAAGGAGUUCCGGCUGCUGCUGCUGUCAGCUCUCUACCCUGUGCUGGAAAAGGCUGGGGACAGGACUCUGCUCAUCAGCGAGACAGCACUGGGGACACUGGCAGACAUAUGUGAGGCCUGUGGUUACGACUCGGUGCGGAGUUUGAUUAAUGAGAACUCUGACUAUCUGGUGAACGGGAUUUCCCUGAAUUUGCGCCAGCUGGCGUAUCAGCCACGUGCGUCCCAGGUCCUGGACACGAUGCUGAGGCACUCAGAUGCCAGCUUGCUGCCACUGGUAGAAGAUGUAAUCCAAGAUGUCCUGUCUACACUAGAUCAGACCUACAAUAGCCAGGCUUCCACCUUCCUCAGGGUCCUCCACUCAGUCAUGACUGCUCUAGUGCAGUGGUUUGGAAUGCCCAGCGCUCAGGGGCACCAGCAAAGGCAGACUGACAAGGGGCAGAGCAGGGCUCGGUCCCAGGGACAACAGGAGGUGACAAUGACAAGUCAAGAAGUGGAACGAUUCUUCCUUGACUAUGUCAGCCAGAAGCAGAUCGCAGAGGGGGAUCUUCCUGACCUGGAGGAGGAGGAGGCAGAUGAGGUUCCCCUUGCUAAGCCAGAGCCCAGCUGUGACACAGGAGAAGCUCCAAUGCCAAGCCAUGCUCAGCUGGCCAGGGAUGUGAUGGAGAGGUGCAUCCACUUGCUGUCUGAUGGGAGCCUCCGAGUGCGGCUGAAGGUCCUGGACGUGCUGGAGCUCUGUGUAACCAUGCUGCAUCCUCAUGGAAACCAUCUGCUUCCCAUGGCUCACCGUGUCUGGCCAGCUCUCGUCACCCGGCUGAUUAGCGACGACCCUCUGGCAGUGCUCAGAGCCUUCAAGGUGCUGUGUACCCUGGCUCAAACAUGUGGGGACUUCCUGAGGCAGAGGUUCUCCAAAGAUGUCCUGCCCAAGCUGACCAGUUCCCUCCUCAGCCAGGCCCCAGUGAGUGCCAGAGCUGGGCCUGUGUACAGCCACACACUGGCCUUCAAGCUGCAGCUGGCUGUGCUGCAGGGCCUGGGCUCUCUCUGUGAGGAGCUGGACAUGGGCGAGAGUGACCUGAAUAAAGUGGCAGAUGCCUGCCUGAUUUACCUCAGUGCCAAGCAACCUGUGAAACUGCAAGAAGCUGCCCAGAGUGUUUUCCUGCACUUGAUGCACGUGGACCCUGACAGCACCUGGCUGUUCCUGAGUGAAGUGUGCUGCCCCGAGGGGUACGAGCCCCCCCACGCCAGCCUGCGGCCGGUGAAGCUCAGCGGGAUGGGGCGGCCACGGAACGAGCUCACGGACAACGUGCUGCUCCUGCUCCAGAGGCUGCAGCAGCAGGAGGGCACAGCUCCCAGCAGCAGCACACAGGAGGCAUCUCCUUCCUGACAGACCUGCCCGGCAGCUGGGAUGGGAAACAGGAACCACCAGGAUAGAGCUCACCUGGGAAAACACCAUCACUCAGGAGCCAAAUGGUUCAGGGGCAGAGGAAGGGCUGCCCAGUCUGGGGCACUGGUUGAGACACUGUCCCUGUGGCAGAGGGUUUAUUUGUUUGAGAAUGAGGUGGGUACAUGACCCUGACUCCUCCUGACUUGUGCCUGGCCAGCACCAUAUGCAGAGAAAAAUGGCACAUCUCUUCCAAAUUCUUCAGUAUGAAGAGAGUCAUCUUCCAGAAAUUACUUCUUGAUCCUUGGUGGGGGGGGUGCCCCUUUAGCACCCCCCCAGCCUCUCUGAUAUUUUCACAUCUGUGAUGAUCCCUCCCAUUCUCAGCUGGAUGGUGACCAACAACUCAAAGCAAAAGCUUUUUCUGGCUUUUACCCUUCCCAGGAAGAGAAUCUUGUUUGGGGGUGCACUAUAAACCUGUUCUCUUUAAAAGCAGUUAAUCUCAGAAGUUAAAGUGCAUUUCCAAUAAAUUCCUUACCUCUGUUACUAUCAAGAACAAUGUGUCCUCUCAGAGGCAUCAGGGCUGCUCCUCACAGCUGCAGUUUGCUGAGACCAGAUGGAGGCGGCCAAACGUGCUCUGCUCUCUAUCUCACUCUCUGUGAGGUUCUGUGGAGAAUCAGCCAGCCCUGAUUCAAACCUGGGAGGGAUUUACAACUUCUCCCAUGCCCAGAUCACGGUUCUCAGGCCAUUUUUAACCCCUUCCCCAAGGAGAAUUGGAUGAAGCACCUGCCUGUGCCCCAGUACGGCCUCUGUGUUUGUCCAUGGCAGCACCAGCAAGCACCGUGGCACCCCAGCAGUGCCAUGGUUUGUCAAAGUAGGGACAGCAUGGUACAGUGAGCAGAGGAUGACUCCUCUUUGGGGUCAGCUCACUCUCCCCUGAUCUCCAGCUCCCACAUCCCCAGGCUCUUUCUGCAGAGAUUGUCCACAGGCACUGCUUUGCUCAGCUGCUCCCAGAUCCCUCAGCUUCACCCAAGCAGCUCCUGGCAGCAGGCUGCCUCCUGACACUCGGGGAAGAUCUAUGCAAGUGAAGCAAAAGAUCUUGACUAAAUUUAGAAGCAAGCUCAGAAAUACAAAAACCAAAGCAAUAAACAGAUUGUUACAUGGAGCAGGCUUUCUGCAUCACUGUUGGGAUCCUGGGUGAACAUCCAAAACAAGUAUCUGUUGGUGGGCCCAAGGGCACUGUCUCUGCUGCCACCUCCCUCCGCUGAAGUUACUUCCCCUUGUGUCCCUGGUUUUAUUCAGGUUUUCCUCCUGUUUGCUUCUCCAGGGAAAACACAAGUCAGUGUCUUUUUAUCCAGCAGGACACGGCUGCAGGUCAGCAUAACUCUUUUUUAAUAUCUGUUCAGUGUUUAACGCUGCUUGGGUUCUAUACAAAGGAGCCUUCAGAGCUGCUCUGACAGGGCAGGCAGGGAGGUGAAAUACUGUCUUUGGUUUCCAAGCGCCCUUGGGGCUGGUGCAGUUUCCUGGGUUGUUGUAGCACUUGACAAAACUCAUCCAUUAGGUGCAGAUGCUUCAUCCAGUCUCGCUCUGCUUGGCUGUGCUGUGGUGGUGACUCCAAGGACCCAUCCUGCCCAUGCCAAGGCUUGCCAUCCUGCAGGACAGGCGUGGGAUUCAAGGGCAGCAUUGUCCCAUCACUGCCCAGUGCCCAACCACACCACCCAGGCAGGGCUCUGGCACAGCUGACUGCACCAAGACACCCCCACCCAGAGCCUGUGAUUCACAGUGCUGUCCAAGGAUUUUCCCCACAGGCUCAGCCCCAGCCAGCAGGUGGGUGCUGGUGGCAGGAGAGGCUGUCCUGCCUGUCAGUCAGCUCCUCUGAGCUACGUUAUCACCCUUGCUUUAUUGGAGGCUGAGUAAAUUGCUUUUGUCUGAGGCAGGAUAAUGGCUGGGAGAGGGACUGUGUGGAAAUGGCAUUUUCAUGAGGCUGGUUCCUCCCCAGCAGUGACUUGCAUAUUAAGCUCAGCCUCUUCACAAGCCCCGGGCUUUUGCCACCAGAACUGUCCUCCACCAAGUAGCCCCCAACACUCUGGGGUAGGGACCCCCAGCUCCCCCCACUCCAGUCACACUCUCUGGGAUCAGAGAGCAAAUAAAACCGUGUCCAGCUGCCUCCUCCAUGCAGGAACACAGCCAGGACCCUGGGGGUCUGCCACACUGUGCUGGGGGCACAGUCCCACACACAGCCCCUGGCACCAGGCACUACUGAACCACGCAUACAGAUCCAGCAGGGUCCUCUCCUCCACUCUUGCUCCCAAGAUUUCCUAUAAAUUCAACAAAACUAAUCUCUUCUAAUAAAACCCGUUAUUGUUAAAGCUCA
Messenger RNA from Taeniopygia guttata (zebra finch), 5750 nucleotides. RefSeq names its product TELO2 interacting protein 1 (gene TTI1). NCBI's taxonomy places the organism in Eukaryota, Metazoa, Chordata, Aves, Passeriformes, Estrildidae. The record is from RefSeq and is a predicted model, not a curated record. Gene Ontology annotation, cellular component: cytoplasm.